AUGAAGCUCAUUGCUAUCGCCCCUGCCUUCUUUGCGGCCCUCACCGUAGCUGAUCAAGUGUGGCCACUCGAGUUGGAUUACGAUUAUUCCAUCCCUACAUUUUCUGCCAGCAAAGAUAUCACCUUGACGUGGAAAAAGGGUUACUUCAGCUAUAACCUUGGGAAUGACUACACCCCGAAGUACUUCACCUUGUUGGUCGCGGCUUAUAACAAUACUCCAACCGGCUACUACACCGAUUGGUCUGGACACGAACAGCCAUUGUACGAGGCAGUCACAGCAGUCGAGAUAGACACCAAGGCGAAGACAAAUGCAUUCAGCUAUGUCUGGAAGCCUAAAUUCGUUAAUGGGUGGAAAGGAGACGGCUACUGGUAUCUAUUUCUCACGAAGUGGGUUGCUACCAAUGGAAUCCCAGAAUCGGCUGGCUCGAAGCUCUUCUACCUAACGGACUGA
This is a messenger RNA of Xylaria bambusicola, 450 nucleotides long. RefSeq lists its product as uncharacterized. The coding region runs from base 1 to 450 and encodes 149 amino acids. NCBI's taxonomy places the organism in Eukaryota, Fungi, Ascomycota, Sordariomycetes, Xylariales, Xylariaceae. The record is from RefSeq and is a predicted model, not a curated record. The transcript has 2 exons.